This is a messenger RNA of Lagenorhynchus albirostris (white-beaked dolphin), 2852 nucleotides long. It is a transcript of the gene CDC23, whose product is annotated as cell division cycle 23. Bases 1 to 1794 code for a protein of 597 amino acids. Lineage: Eukaryota; Metazoa; Chordata; Mammalia; Artiodactyla; Delphinidae. The record is from RefSeq and is a predicted model, not a curated record. The transcript has 16 exons. Gene Ontology annotation, biological process: cell division. Gene Ontology annotation, molecular function: protein binding. Gene Ontology annotation, cellular component: anaphase-promoting complex.
AUGGCUGCCAGCUCUUCUGUAGUCCCGGUGUCAGUGUCGGCUGCCGUGGUCCCCGCCCUGUCAUCGAGCGGCGAUUUCUCAAAUUUGCGGGAAAUUAAAAAGCAGCUGCUACUUAUCGCGGGCCUUACCCGGGAGCGGGGCCUACUGCACAGUAGCAAAUGGUCUGCGGAGUUGGCCUUCUCCCUCCCGGCGUUGCCUCUGUCCGAGCUGCAGCCGCCGCCGCCUAUUACAGAGGAGGAUGCUCAGGAUAUGGAUGCUUACACCCUGGCCAAGGCCUACUUUGACGUUAAAGAGUAUGAUCGGGCAGCACAUUUCCUGCAUGGCUGCAAUAGCAAGAAAGCCUAUUUCCUGUACAUGUAUUCUAGAUAUCUGUCUGGAGAAAAGAAGAAGGAUGAUGAAACAGUUGAUAGCCUAGGCCCACUGGAGAAAGGUCAAGUGAAAAAUGAGGCUCUCAGAGAAUUGAGAGUGGAGCUCAGCAAAAAACACCAGGCUCGGGAGCUUGAUGGAUUUGGCCUUUAUCUGUAUGGUGUGGUGCUUCGAAAGCUGGACUUGGUGAAAGAGGCCAUUGAUGUGUUUGUGGAGGCUACUCAUGUUUUGCCUUUGCAUUGGGGAGCCUGGCUAGAGCUCUGUAACUUGAUUACAGACAAGGAGAUGCUGAAGUUCCUGUCUUUGCCAGACACCUGGAUGAAAGAGUUUUUUCUGGCUCAUAUAUACACAGAGUUGCAGUUGAUAGAGGAGGCCCUGCAAAAGUAUCAGAAUCUCAUUGAUGUGGGCUUCUCUAAGAGCUCAUAUAUUGUUUCCCAAAUUGCAGUUGCCUAUCACAAUAUCAGAGAUAUCGACAAAGCCCUCUCUAUUUUUAAUGAGCUAAGGAAACAAGACCCUUACAGGAUUGAAAAUAUGGACACAUUCUCCAACCUUCUUUAUGUCAGGAGCAUGAAAUCUGAGUUGAGUUAUCUGGCUCACAACCUCUGUGAGAUUGAUAAAUAUCGUGUAGAAACAUGCUGUGUAAUUGGCAAUUAUUAUAGUUUGCGUUCUCAGCAUGAGAAAGCAGCCUUGUAUUUCCAGAGAGCACUGAAAUUGAAUCCUCGGUAUCUUGGUGCCUGGACGCUGAUGGGACAUGAGUACAUGGAAAUGAAGAACACAUCUGCUGCUAUUCAGGCUUAUAGGCAUGCUAUUGAGGUCAAUAAACGGGACUACAGAGCCUGGUAUGGCCUUGGGCAGACCUAUGAAAUCCUUAAGAUGCCAUUUUAUUGCCUUUAUUAUUAUAGACGGGCCCACCAGCUUCGGCCCAAUGAUUCUCGUAUGCUGGUCGCUUUAGGAGAAUGUUAUGAGAAACUCAAUCAACUAGUGGAAGCCAAAAAGUGCUAUUGGAGAGCUUACGCCGUGGGAGAUGUGGAAAAGAUGGCUCUGGUGAAACUGGCAAAGCUUCAUGAACAGUUGACUGAGUCAGAACAGGCAGCCCAAUGUUACAUCAAAUAUAUCCAAGAUAUCUAUUCGUGUGGGGAAAUAGUGGAACACUUGGAGGAGAGCACUGCUUUCCGCUAUCUGGCCCAGUAUUAUUUUAAGUGCAAGCUGUGGGAUGAAGCUUCAGCUUGUGCCCAAAAGUGCUGUGCAUUCAAUGAUACCCGGGAAGAAGGCAAGGCCUUGCUCCGGCAAAUCCUACAGCUUCGGAACCAAGGCGAGACUCCCUCCACCGAGAUGCCUGCUCCCUUUUUCCUCCCUGCUUCACUGUCUGCUAACAACACUCCCACACGCAGAGUUUCUCCACUCAACCUGUCUUCAGUCACACCAUAGUUGGCUACUUUCAAGCCAGCACAUUGCCAGACCCAUAUUAAGCCUUACCUCCAUGUAAAGAACAGCCACGUCUAUUCUUCCAAGGACCUUAGUUCUUUUUGUUUGUACACAUGGAAACAGCUCCUUGGGGAGUUUAUAGAAUCACCUGCACAGUAGACUGACAGAAGAAUCCUGGCAGGAACAGAGCCUGUCUUUGCCAGUUUGAAGCACUUCUAUCUCCCUUCUGUUCAGAGUGGCUAUAGAUCUUGGCCUUUUUCCCCAGACCUUUUUGCCCCCCCAAAACAUCCCUUUAACAGCACUUUAGCACAGGCAAGGCUACAGGGACAAAGUUUAAAUGCUGCUGGGAGUGGGAGAUUUCUUUAGAGAGGCAAGGAAGAAAGAAGGGAGAAAAGCUUGCAACUCUACCCUCUGCUGAUAGUAGGGCACUGGAUACCCUAGGAAGGUCAGGGCACUGGAUAGACAUGACUCAUCAUUCUUUGAUUUGCUGAGCAUGACUAUUCUGAUAUCAGAGAUUAGGUUUAAAUGGGGUGAAGGUAUACUUUUGUUCUUACUGGGAAGACAUUCUGCCGUUUUUUGUUUUGUUUUUUUUUUUUGCGGGAUGCAGGCCUCUCACUGCUGUGGCCUCUCCUGUUGUGGAGCACAGGCUCCAGACGCGCAGGCUCAGUGGCCAUGGCUCACGGGCCCAGCCACUCUGCGGCAUGCGGGAUCUUCCCGGACCGGGGCACGAACCCGUGUCCCCUGCAUCAGCAGGCGGACUCUCAACCACUGCGCCACCAGCGAAGCCCUGGCGUUUUGGUUUUGAGGCGUCUCCUAGAAGCUUUCAAAUUGGAAGUAACUUACUAGAGUUGAACAAAAGAAGGGGCAAAAGGACUCUCACUGAGUGUGGAACUGCUGAUGGCCCCUACUAAGGGGAAAAGAUGUCUAUAGAGUUAGCUAUACACCUACUAAAGCACAGCAAGGAGGCAGGGUUACAGAGAGUUUCAUGGACAUUUGGGUGUGAUAACUUCUGUGAUUGUACAGAUAAAAAUAAACUCUUAGAGUCGGUCUGUUUUAAUAAA